This is a messenger RNA of Dentiscutata heterogama, 249 nucleotides long. The record is from the annotation of a GenBank genome assembly. Lineage: Eukaryota; Fungi; Glomeromycota; Glomeromycetes; Diversisporales; Gigasporaceae.
CAUGGAGAAAUUUUUUAUAAUCAUGAGCAUAAAGAUACAUUAUCAACCAUUGCUAAAACUAUCAAGUGUGAUAAAACCACUAUGUAUAAUACUCUAAAACAGUAUACUGAAACAGGUUCUACAGUGCCAAAAAAAUAUCCAGGUUCAAAACCCAUCUUCAAUAAAGCUGCAUUAGAAGAACUCAAACAAAUUGUUAUACAAGAUGCUAUGCAUCGUCAUCUAACUAUUCAUGAAAUUCAAGCUUUAUAG